Messenger RNA from Scatophagus argus, 4167 nucleotides. RefSeq names its product zinc finger protein 883-like. The coding region runs from base 466 to 1971 and encodes 501 amino acids. The transcript is spliced from 3 exons. Lineage: Eukaryota; Metazoa; Chordata; Actinopteri; Scatophagidae. The record is from RefSeq and is a predicted model, not a curated record. Gene Ontology annotation, biological process: regulation of transcription by RNA polymerase II. Gene Ontology annotation, molecular function: RNA polymerase II cis-regulatory region sequence-specific DNA binding; DNA-binding transcription factor activity.
GUUGGUACGACUGAUAACAACUGAAGAAGAAGCAGCCUACUCCUUUAUGUUUUUAGCAUUAUGACUCUUCAAGUUGACCGUGAACACAGUAUGACAACAGAGCUGGUUACUUAGUUUAGGAGCUGUUAAUGCUUAAAAACACUAAAAUCAUCAGCCAACAGAAUGUGUCCCCUAGUUAACAGUUUGUUUUUCUCAGAAGCUCUUGUUUGUAUGAACUGGGAGCUCAGCUAGCUUUGCCCUCCUUAGCUAAAGCUAACUCCGCUAAUUCAGUAGUGACUGGAAAGAAACGAGGGACAGUGUCAGCAAGCAGAGCGGGAUGUUGUGUUUGCAGACAUGGCCAGAACAAGGUGUGCUCUGAGGAUGCAGGAAGUUCUGGUGGAGCUGUGGAGCCGUCAGCAGUGACAAGGAGGCUGGAAGGCUCAUGUCUACAGAUCCCUAGUCUCUCGCAGUGGAGAACACCUCAGCAUGGUGAAGACAGCGAAGAUGGAGCUGCUGAGGGCGCUCGUCAGUGAGUGUUUGUCAGCAGCUGCCCAGGAGAUCUUCAGGAUUGUUGAAAGAACCAUGAUAGAGUAUGAAGAGGAAAUGUCAUGUUCAAAGUGGGUGGUGGACAACCACCACAGAUUGCUGGAUGUUGCCAAGUCAGAAAAUGAAGACUCUCUCCAGAUGUCUGCCUCAGAUGUGAAUUUGCAGUCUGAUCAACAGCAGCCUGCAGCCAGUGUGAAUGUCAGUGUAUCCUGGGAACCAGAUAACACCAAGACAGAGCAAAAAGAAGACUGUCCCAGCAUGACAAACACUCAUCCAGACUUCUGUCCAGCCAGUGAAAAUGAUCAAAGUGACCAGGAGAUACUGGUUGAUAUUGAAGACGAUGACGUGAAGCAGGAGUGUGACCUGAACAUGUCUUGGAAAAUUCCCAGAGUGAAGAAACCAUUCAACUGUCCCAUUUGCUUGUGUGGUUUUUCUUCCAAAAAGACAAUGGUACGACACAUUAAAAAGCAUCCAGAGGACAAAUCGUCAUCAUACCAGUGCCAGUUCUGUGACUGCCACUUCUGCCAUAAAUCUGAAUUCAUCAUCCACACCAGGAUACACAAAGGUGGUAAGCCAUACAAGUGCCAAGAUUGUGACAAGAGUUUUGACCAGAGGGACAGUCUGCUUAUACACAGAGAAAAACAUGCUGAGGAGAAACCACAUCAGUGUCAUGAUGAAAAAGUUGAUGAAGAAAUUCACCUCAGAGCAGUGACACCUGCCACUAAGAUUAAAGAAGAACUGGACCCCACACCUGAUGAAUCUAGCAAUGGCUGUAAGACAUUUCCUUUGACUAUCACCCCCUAUGAUAAAAGUGAAUUUGAUCAGGAGUCUCUGCAGCCCCUGUGUCUUUACCAGAUCCAGACCGUCUCCGAUAUAGAUAAAGAUGCCUCAGCUGCACUUUCAGUCGAUCACAUUAAAACCGAGCCUGCUGAACACGAUGGUGGCAUAUCAGACAGCACCGGAGAUGAUCAGUUGCACCUCUCAGUGAAUCCAGGUGAACAGGGUGAAGGUGAGACAGAGCCCAAACAUUUAAACAUGAAAAAUAUCUUGCCAAGAAGACCUUCAAGAAAAGCCACCAAGCUCAUUGUACAGUUUGAGGCAGGAACUGCACAGAAACCCUUUAAGUGUCCUUGUUGCACCAAAUGUUUUUCCUUGACUAAGACUUUAAUAAGACACAUAAAGAUCCAUACAGCAGACAAACCAUAUCAGUGCCAGUUUUGUGGGAGGAACUUCUGUCAGAAAUCUGACCUGGUUAAUCAUACAAGGAUACAUACAGGAGAGAGACCGUAUCAGUGCCAAGAAUGUCACAAAUCUUUUGCACAGAAAGGCAAUCUGGUAGUUCACAUGAGGAAACAUACAGGAGAGAAACCGUAUCAGUGCCAACAGUGCAGCUGUAGGUUUGGUCAGAAGUCAGCGUUAGAAUGUCACGUGCAGAACCACACGUAGUUUGAUGAGUUUCAGCUUCGUCUCAAGGGUGGUAUCAAACCUCAGAUUUAUUCGGUGUCGAGUGAAAUGUGUCCGUGUCAAAUUACGUACUGGAUGGUGGAAUUAAAUGUCUCAUCACAUUCAUCAUCUUGCUUACCAGCUGACAAAAUAGUCCCACCACAAAGUCCAUUUCUAGCUGUUCUGGUGCUUUUGAUUCUGAAGCUGUAUCAUAGAAUACUAAAUGUUAAUAUUUCAUAUGAAUAUAUAAUGAGCUGUUCAAUGAUUUCUCAUUCAUGUUCGCUUAAGUUAAGCGAGUUCAGUUAUUUUUCCCUAGUUCAGAAUUUUCAACCCUCCACAGAACAGCUACUAAAGGAAGCCUUGUGGUUCACCUGCUUCCAGAUCUUUGCCACUCAUUUGCUUCCUUUUUCUCCAGAAAAAGAACCAGUUGAUCAAAUAUUGCAGACAAAUGGUGACAAGUGUCAAUGAAGUGGAUGCAGCUAUACGGUAGACCUGCUUUCUGACAUCCCCUAAAUCUUUGUCAUGACAACUGCUGAAUUCUUCAGAUGUGCAAAAGAGCAAUUUUGGGCCCUCAUGCGCAAAGCAACGAAAACAUAUGGGGUUUUUAUGAAAAACCUUCAUUACACAUGUGUAUGAAUUUAUACACCAAAUUCAGGGAUGUGGCCUGCAGUGGUAAAUAGGACAACAGGUUUUGAAUAGUGAGUGACAUUCAGAGAUGAUUUCCUCAAGCAUCCAUUCACAACCAACCUUCACUCUCACCUACUAGCAGUGUAAACUCACCAUAUAACCUGUAUGUCUUUGGACCUAAGAGGGUGGACCAUGGAAAUCUCCAAAAUGGUCGGCCGGCAGUUGAAGACCUGGAAGCUUCUUUCUGUGAGGCAACAGUGUUAACCACUGCACUACUGUGACACACAGUAUUCACAACGAUUUCAGCACUUAUGGAUGUACAAAAGGGUCAGGUUGGAGACUGUCUCUUCAUUCGAGACCUUGAAUAUCUGUCAAGGUCCGCUGUGGUCGUUUUUUUACUGGUCAUGGACAACCGUGUAACAUUUCACCAAAGCUGCACAUUUUCCUGCUCCUCUAUGCCUGUGUCUGUUUUUCAAGGAUUCAAGAAGGAUUCAAGGAGCUUUAUUGUCAUUUCACACAUAUAGAACAUGAGGUGGAAGAAAAUUAGUCUCCCUGGUCCCGGUAUAAGCCCAAUAACCUACAAAAUACCCAAUGCUAUAAAUAUAAAACAACACUAUAUAAAUCUUAAAACAACCAGAAUAAAAAAGAUAUAAACAGUGAACAGGGAUGGCAAAAAUACUUACAGCGGUAUUGCAGUAUUGGUAUUUUUAAUAUUUAAAGCAAGUGUCUGCAGGACACACUCUUUACCGAAUGCUGACUUGAUAGGAUAAGAUAGGCCUUUGUUAGUCCCGUAUGCAAAACAAAAUAAUAAUAAUUUUCCAACAUGAAAUUGGCUAACAAUACAAUGUCAGACUGAAGAAUGAAGUGAAAUGGCACUUGAGCAUGGUUAGUAGAGUAGUCUGGGGUGGGUUUAUUUUUAUAACUAAUGUUUCCAAUGUCAAGAAUCAGUUCAUCUCAUCUCAAUCUGAAACUCUGACCAGUUUUAGACCGAAUUUUAUUUAGGUAAAGUUCUUGUAUCAAGACAGUAUUCAUGAUUUCAAAACAGUGGUGUAUUAAAUAAAAAGAAAUGGAAAGAUUUCUGUCCAUAGCCAGUUGUUCGUUUUUGUAUUGUAAACAACUGUCACUGUUUUCAUAUUGUCCUAAAUGUCGUGUGACUAUUGUAUGGCAGAUUCAUUGUAUUCAGUAAGGCUCACUCUGGUCAUGCAUCACCACUGUGGAUACUGACAGUAGAAUCCAAGCAGCACAUAGAAGGAUGGGCCUGAAUUACAUUUUUAAUUUAAUGUAAUAUCAUUUCAGUGUAGCAGCACUUUGUGGUUUGAGACAAAUGUUCUGAACAAGAAUGUGUUUGUGUAGGGAUAUUGUAAUUAUUGUUUUUUUUUGUUUGUUUGUUUUUUUUGUAAGGCCUGCAUUUUAAUGUUACAAAUCCAAUAGAGUCCUAGCUAUCCUUACCGUAUUCAAAGAUUUGUAUUAAUUAUGAGUUUCUAAAAUUGUCUGGUGGCCUGAUGUUUUAUAAUGGUUUUAUUCUGCAAAAUCUAUGAGAAAUGUGCUUCUACAUAAAAUAUGAAAAUGGGA